UGGAGGGGCCAGAGAGAGCACUGCAGGCACUGAAGCAUAGCGCUGAUGCUCUCCUGCUGCUCUGUCAGCAUGCUGCUGUUUGCCCUGGGUUUUCUGCUCGUCAUCCCACAGCCAUCCACGGGGCAGUUCCCCAGGGUCUGUGCCAACGUGCAGAGCUUGCUGAGCAAGGAGUGCUGUCCCCCCUGGGACGGAGACGGGUCCCCUUGUGGGGAGCUUUCCGGCAGAGGGUCCUGCCAGAACAUCCUUCUCUCCCAGGCUCCACUGGGACCACAGUUCCCUUUCUCAGGAGUGGAUGACAGAGAGGACUGGCCCUCUGUGUUUUACAACCGGACGUGUAGAUGUGUAGGCAACUUCAUGGGAUUCAACUGUGGGGAGUGCAAGUUUGGCUUCUCCGGGAUCAACUGCGCUGAAAGGCAAGUGAAAAUAAGAAGAAACAUCUUCCAGCUCACCACCACUGAGAAGAACAAGUUCCUUGCCUAUCUUAACUUGGCAAAGAGCAUCCCUAGCCAGGACUACGUUAUCGCCACCGGCACGUACGCUCAGAUGGACAAUGGCUCCAGCCCCAUGUUCAGAGACAUCAACGUGUACGACCUCUUUGUGUGGAUGCACUACUACGCCUCUCGAGACGCACUCUUAGGGGGCUCCAGUGUGUGGAGGGACAUUGACUUUGCCCACGAAGCCCCCGGGUUCCUGCCUUGGCACCGGGCCUUUCUGCUGAUGUGGGAACGCCAGAUCCAGAGACUAACAGGGGAUGAGAGCUUCACCAUCCCCUACUGGGACUGGAGAGAUGCAGAGGUCUGUGAGGUCUGCAAUGAUGAGUACAUGGGUGGCAGACAUCCCACCAACCCCAAUUUACUUAGCCCAGCAUCCAUUUUCUCCUCGUGGCAGGUAAUUUGCACUCGGUCUGAAGAGUACAACAGCCAACAGGCUUUAUGCAGUGCCACAGGCGAGGGGCCUUUAAGGAGAAAUCCUGGGAACCACGAUAAAUCAAGGACCCCAAGGCUCCCAACCUCAGCUGAUGUCGAAUUUUGCCUUUCACUGACUCAGUAUGAAUCUGGACCCAUGGAUAAAAUGGCCAAUUACAGCUUCCGAAACACUUUGGAAGGGUUUGCGGAGCCGCAGACGGCGAUAUCGAACCCCGCGCAGAGCGGUCUGCACAACGCGCUCCACAUCUACAUGAACGGCUCCAUGUCGCAAGUGCAGGGCUCUGCCAACGAUCCCAUCUUCGUGCUACACCACGCCUUUGUGGACAGCAUUUUUGAGCGAUGGUUAAGAAGGCACAGGCCCAUGCUAGAAGUAUACCCAGCAGCUAAUGCACCUAUUGGGCACAAUCGAGAAAAUUACAUGGUCCCCUUCAUCCCUCUUUACAGAAAUGGAGAAUUUUUUAAACCCUCAAGGGAACUGGGGUAUGACUAUGAAUAUCUGCAAGAACCAGCCGUUCAGUCUUUCCAGGACUUUUUGGCGCCCUACCUUCAGCGAGCCCGUCAGAUCUGGGCUUGGUUGCUGGGAGCAGCUGUGUUUGGAGGCAUUGUCACUGCUGUGCUCACGGGGCUCACCAGGGCCUGCCAGAAGAAAAAGGGAGCAACUUCUUCAGAGAUACAGCCCCUGCUCAUAGAAAGUGAAGAUUACAACAAUCUGACUUACCAGUCCAAUUUCUAGAGGCCUCCAGUAACUCAGCCGUACUGCUAAGGUGCUAAUCAAGCAUGCAGUGUUUGAUUGAUGUUUACAAAUACCUUGUUGAGGUGUGCUGCAGGAGCAGGAUGGGCAGUCUCAAGUCUCUUGUAACCUCCAAUGUUGUAGCAUCUUAUCAGAUCCACUCCCACAAAAAUCUCCCAGAUGCAG
Oenanthe melanoleuca is the source of this 1842-nucleotide messenger RNA. It is a transcript of the gene TYR, whose product is annotated as tyrosinase. The transcript has 5 exons. The record is from RefSeq and is a predicted model, not a curated record. Bases 46 to 1659 code for a protein of 537 amino acids. NCBI's taxonomy places the organism in Eukaryota, Metazoa, Chordata, Aves, Passeriformes, Muscicapidae. Gene Ontology annotation, biological process: melanin biosynthetic process; pigmentation. Gene Ontology annotation, molecular function: tyrosinase activity.